Cryptosporidium muris RN66 is the source of this 2679-nucleotide messenger RNA. RefSeq names its product rhomboid family protein. The transcript has a single exon. The record is from RefSeq and is a predicted model, not a curated record. NCBI's taxonomy places the organism in Eukaryota, Apicomplexa, Conoidasida, Eucoccidiorida, Cryptosporidiidae. Gene Ontology annotation, molecular function: serine-type endopeptidase activity. Gene Ontology annotation, cellular component: membrane. Gene Ontology annotation, biological process: proteolysis. The coding region runs from base 1 to 2679 and encodes 892 amino acids.
AUGGAAUAUAAAUCUGAAUUUGCAUUUAGAGAAGGAGGAAAACGGCCAAUUGUAAAACCAAUUGCUGGAUCUGCUGCAUUCGGUGUACAACUAAACAUGCCAAGAGCACCUACUCCAAAUUAUGAAAUAUAUUCCACAUCUAAAAAUAAUUUUGAAAGAUCAAGUAUAAUCUCUACUCCAAUGAAAUCUCAAGAAAUUACAUUUAAUAAUGGAUAUCCAAUAACUAAAAAUUCAAUGUCACAAACUCAUAGAAUGUCACAACCGCAAAUUACAAAUCAAAGAAAUAAAUCUGUAGUUAAACCAUAUAUAAGAGCAUUGUCAAAUGAUAAUAUAACUCCAAUUUCUAAUACUUCAUCUAUACAACCUAAUAUAGUGAAAUGUCAAUCUUCAGCAAUUGACUAUCCAGUUAUUACACCUUUAGAUGAAAAAUCAAGUAAUGUAAAUUUAAUUAAUAAUCCAACAAUAAAAGAAAAUUCAACCUCUUCAAUAUAUAAUGAAGGAUCGCGUAGAUCAGUAAAGCGUCAAUCAGAUGAUAGUACCAUUGGAACACCAAAAAUUGAAGAUAAUAAUUUCUCAAGAUUACCAACUAAGGAUGAACUACGUUUAUUUAGUGUACCACAAGCUUCACCUCCUGAUGGAAAACAAACAAUUUCUAGAGAAAACUCUAUAGAUAUUACACAAAAAAAUUUGAAAUCAGAUAUUAAUAUUGCAGCUAAAGAACCAGAUAAAUUAAAUAGUAGUCAAUCUUUAAAAGCUGUUCCAGGAUAUCCCAAUAAUGUUGAGUUACAAUAUGUUGAUGAUAUGGUUAUUUUGGCUCCACAAAAGAAUGAAAUAUUACAUCCAAAAUUAAUGAAUUCAAAUGAGGAUUUAUCAACUGGAAUUUCAAUGAAAACUGCACAAAACAUUCGUAACAAACCAUCGGCUAAUUUGUUCACAAAACAAACAUUAGAUAAUGCUCCAAUGUCGGAAGCAGCAAAUGUGAUGUUAGAAAGUGCCAAUAAUAAUGAAAAGGCACAAAGUUCCAAUGUGAAUAAAGUAAAAAGCUUCCCUAUAGAAAUGAGUGUUGAUAAUCCAAUUUCAGUAGAAACUCAAACAAGUAAUGUUGAAGAUAUAUCAGUAAGAAAUAUAGAUAAAGAAUCACAAAAAAAUGUAUCUGAAGGGGAUAUUCGAGGCAAUCAAGAUUCUAUUAGCCAAAAUGCACCACCAAUUAGUUUAGAUGAUCAGGGAUUAGAAGGUCAUUUGAAGUGGUUAUAUGGUGAAGAUACUAAAAUUAGUGUAGGAUUAGGUCCUAAUAUUCAUGAUAUGAAACUAAAUUCCAUAAAAUUGAAUGAUGAGUAUGCAGUACAUAGUUUUAAUCCGUUAACUCAGAUGGAAAUCAGUAAUAAGAUCAAAAAGUGGAUAAACCCAGUUCAUGGACGUUUAUUUGUUGUGUUGACUACUUCAUUUGCUCUAACUGGUGUAUUUCUGCAAUCCCUUGUUUUCAAUAGAUUGAAUAAAUGGGGUAGUCCAAAUAAUUGUGGAGGAGUAUUUGUAGAACCUUUUAAAACAAAUCCUAUGUUAGGUGCUUGCCCAGAAGCAUUGAACGUCUUGGGUGGAUUAGUAGUUAAUGAACUUCGUAAUGGAGGAGUUAUCCGUUUAUUUUGGGCUAUGUGGAUGCAUGCCGGUUUUAUUCAUAUAGGAUUCAAUGUAUUAUCACAAGCACAGCUUGGUUAUAUGAUGGAACCAGAUUGGGGAAUGACAAGAUUCUUUUUUUUGUUUUUCCUUUCGGCAAUUGGAGGAAAUUUAACUGUUUCAGUUAUAUCACCAUGUUCAUUAACUGUUGGAAGUUCAGGUGGACUUUUCGGUAUAACAGCUGCUGGUUUGGUAUAUACAUUUGAACACUGGAAAAAUUUACCUAAUCCAUUGUUUUUGUUUGUAUUUGAUAUAUUUUCAGUUAUUAUAGGAAUGGUAUUAUCAUUUACAGGUGUGACAAAUCCUUGGGCUCAUGUUGGGGGUUUUUCUGUAGGAUUAUUAUAUACACUUGCUACUUUUAGAGGUUGUGGUGCUUGUAGUCCAGAAGAUAGACUGGCACGCUAUAAUAGAAUGGCUGCAUUGCCAAUAUUUAGAUUAUUUAUGAAACAAGAUAUGGAAUGGGUAAAAAGACAAAUAGAAGAAAAGAAGAAGAAGAAGAUUGAGAGGCGUAAUAAGAAGAAAGCUGAGCAAUGGAGGAAAAAUCAAAAAAUGAAAAAAAACCUUCCUAAUAGUAAUACUGAUGAAAUUAAUGAUGGAUCUGGUAUAACUGUUGAUGAAUUUGGAAUAAAAAGACAUGCUGAGUUAAUCAUUGUUCUUGAUAAAACCCCAGUAGGCAAAGUAACUAUAUUUAAGAAAAUAAAGAUUUGGUUUAAAAAGUUAGGUAGAAGCUUAUGCCAGAAAAAAGGUUUAUGGUCAUUUAGAAUAAUUUCUGGAUUACUGCUAAUAAUUUAUUUUGUUAUUGCUGCAUUAGGAGUAUUUUACCCUCCAUUAUACUGGCCAAAUCCAGUGGGUAUUGUAUCUUUUGAGGCAGGAGUCGUGAAAUGUGGUUGUUGCUAUGUCAAUAAUGUAUAUACAUGUGGCAGUAAUCCUCAAUUUAUUGAGUGGUGUGAGCAGCAAGGUCCAAGUGCUCAACCAGAUAGAACAGUUUUAGGAAUUGAUAAAAAUUAA